GGCGAAAUGGCUGAGCGAAAAAAUCGGGCGGGCACUAAAGCUUUGAAGCGGACUCAAGGAUUUUGCGCUUGCCAAGACGGAUAUUGUGUUUUUUCGAAUUCCGUGCCUAGCACAAAGGAAGAAGGAAUCCUGCAAUUUACCAGCUUCUAUCUCUGUCAGCACCUUUCAAGCAUCAUGGCGCUUGUUUCAACAGCUUCAACUUCUCAAUGCAGCUGCUUACUUUCCCAGACAUCCUCAUGGGGCCCUCGGACUUGUGCAAACGUCACAAUUCGUCAGCAACUGCCCCAUGCUCCCGUGUUGCGCGGUGGCGCUUACAACUUUCACCAUCCUACUCGAACUGCAGGUGAAAAGUUGCGACUUCCUUUUAGUUUCUGGCAGCCCUCUUCUUUGAGACAACCAAUUGAACCCCUUCUGCGGCAGUUGGCCGCCAGCGAAGCGCCUGGUGCGGGAGUGGCUACGAGACACACCGGCAUGGUCAUAAACGCUAGCGCUUUCGCUCAGAGCUUGUCGAGGGGCCAAGAAACAGGGGACCAAGAGCAGGGGGCACUCACUCUCUCGAAUGUCCGCUUGUCGCUGGCGCCGGUCGACGACUUGAUUCCUGUUGAGAGGCGCUUGCCCGCCCCCAAGGAGGUUGGCGUGUAUGCCCUGGUCCCAGCAGCCCUUGGCCAAAAAGUGGCCUCAGAUGGAAACCCCUUUGGUCUACAAAGAAUGUCACAGGACGAUGCCAUGGAGUUCGCGCUCGGCGCAGCAACCGGAAAGCGCUCAGGCCCCAUUGACGGCCCUGGCUGGACGCUCCUAGACCCUGCCGCUUCAAUGGGGGCCAAAGGCUUUUCAUCAGCAGGCCCUCUAAUCAGCAACUCGCCCCGGCGCACUUUGCGAGUGGAAUUCACGUGCAACAAGUGCUGGGAGAGGACGACGCGAGCAAUCAACCCUCAGGCCUACAAGACAGGGACUGUCUUCGUGCAGUGUAAGGGGUGCAACGUGUACCAUAAGCUGGUCGACAACCUCAAGCUUUUCCACGAGCUGAAGGGACCCAUUUAUAGCCCUCCCGGACAGCUCUUCCACACUCCUUACGACCCAUUCAACACAAGCAAGCCUGGGGGCUUCGGUGGCCUCCCUUUCGUGUAGUCAGUCAUGAGAACGCAAGGGAUAAUCACUUCUCAAAGAGCUCGCAAUUUGUACAUUCAAGAUAUCGCUAGUUGUAAAUUUGCAGUUUGUACAUAGGAGCUAGCUGUAUGUCCGUAUUGGCGAACACCCUCGAACAUUUGUACAUACAAUCGUGUAGCUCCUGAAUGGGCAGAUCAGGCCCUAGGGAAUGGUACUAAACCAAAGAGGUGAAGAAAGCUAGAAGAUGCCUUGCGAAAUAUGGAGGGCAUGCAGCCUUUCGAGUUUGCAUUGAGUGUACGGAUCCAGGUAUCCCCUAGCAGCAGUGCGCAGUAGUGCUUGGUCCCAUGCAUGAUGCAGCUAGACUGAAACGUUUGGGGCAGGAAGCUGUACAUGCAGGCGACAAGCUGGCAAGAGGCGCCCGGCCG
Klebsormidium nitens is the source of this 1532-nucleotide messenger RNA. NCBI's taxonomy places the organism in Eukaryota, Viridiplantae, Streptophyta, Klebsormidiophyceae, Klebsormidiales, Klebsormidiaceae. The record is from the annotation of a GenBank genome assembly.